Rhinolophus ferrumequinum (greater horseshoe bat) is the source of this 1755-nucleotide messenger RNA. It is a transcript of the gene TEKTL1, whose product is annotated as coiled-coil domain containing 105. The coding region runs from base 1 to 1500 and encodes 499 amino acids. Lineage: Eukaryota; Metazoa; Chordata; Mammalia; Chiroptera; Rhinolophidae. The record is from RefSeq and is a predicted model, not a curated record. The transcript is spliced from 7 exons.
AUGCCAGUGUUGAUACCGGCGGUUGAGCACAGCCAGGACACGCGCGUCGGGGCUGAAGCAUGGCACCAGGAGGCCCGGGCCAAGAUUCAGAAGGCUCGCCAGGCGACUAAGCGCUGCGCGCAGGAAGCCGUGACCAUGUGGCAACCAAAGGACAGCGGGCUGGAUCCACACAUGGCGCGCCACCUCCGCCGGGCCGCCUACAUUCGGCCCUGGCGCUUCUGCGUGGAGAUGCUCAAAGGCGGGGGUACGUUGGAGAAGCCGCCACCUGGCGAGGGUGUCACGCUGUGGAAGAGCAAGAUGAAGCCGCCUGUCUGGCACUCACGCCUCCCCCUGCCCCUGAACCGCGACGUGCUCGCCCUGAAGACAGCCGAGUUUGUGCACACACACACGCGUGGGGCGCGCCUCACCGCCGCCCGCCUGGCCCACGCGCAGCAGCAAAUCAAUGGGCAGCUGCGGCGGCUGCAGCGCCAGCGAGAGGCUACGGACUACAGGCUCAGCGAGGUGCGAAAGGGCCUGCUGAUCAACCAGCAGAGCGUCAAGCUUCGGGGCUACCGACCCAAAUCUGAGAAGGUCCCUGACAAAGCGGACAGUAUGCUUACCUGGGAGAAAGAGGAGUUAAAGAACAUGAAGAGGAAGAUGGAGGAAGACAUGGAAAAGUCAGAGGCCAUGCUCAAGACCCUGGCCACUUGCCGCGACACUCUGGCCUUCUACUGCAAGGAGAGGCUCCAAGCUGUGGAUUUAAUGAACCAGCCACUGACCAAGGUUCUGGGGCAGGCCGGCCGCUACUCCUGGGUGAACCUCUCCAGACCCUCCACCCCGCGAAUUCAGGGCGAGAAAACGCCGCCUCCAGACCCUGUGGGCACGUACACCCCAGAGUGCGCCAUUGAGCUGUAUGAAGCCAAGCGACUGUUGAUGGAGUCCAAGGACAUCUUGCAAGAAAUGGCAAAGAAUGUGGAGGACAUCCGGAAGAGACAGCAGCAGACAAGCGAUCGCGUGUGCGCCUCGCUGGCCCAAAAGAGGCGCGAGACCUUGGAGCUGAAGGAAAGAAUGAAUAUGGCCUUAGGAGUAAUGAGAGGAACUAUCCACCGGUGCACGAGAUACAACCACGAGAUGUACAUCACUAGCGACCUCAUCAAGGGUCCUCUGUCAAAAAAUCACCUGGAGACUCGAGAGAAGCUGGACAGACCCCUGGUUCGCGUAUACCAGAGACACGUGGGAACCCAACUCCCCGAGGCCAAACGCCUCGCCCAGAGCACUGACAAGCUGCAGCGCCACAUCUCGCACCUGGAAAAGAACCUGGAAGUACUGCUCGCGAAGCGCAAGAACCUCGCCUACAGCCUCAAUUGCAAGAAGAUCGGGCAGGACGUGGACUACGACGUGGUGCGCCUGCGCCUCCGCCAGCGGCAUCCACACGUGCUCUACCAGCAGGCGCAGGGCCUGGUCAACGAGUGGAACCCGCGCACGCCCGCGCGCAUCGAGUCCAGCGCCACCCCUGAGUGACAGGCGCACCCCCCCAAACCCCACCCCCGCCGCCCCAGGCCGCUGGUCCCGCGUGCACAGGCUGGUCCCUCGGAGCGGAGACUCACAGCCCUCCCUCUCCCCUGACCCACCCUCCCUCAGAGCGCCCUCUAGCAGAAUUAUAAUUUAAAAAUAACAUUACAUUUAUUAGGUAUCUAUUACAUGUCAGUCACUUACCCUACAAUACGUUAUGGGCCGUGUAACCUGGAAGUUAACAGGAUGGAUUUGGGUGCCAGA